Mycotypha africana is the source of this 3089-nucleotide messenger RNA. RefSeq names its product ras guanine nucleotide exchange factor domain-containing protein. Gene Ontology annotation, molecular function: guanyl-nucleotide exchange factor activity. Gene Ontology annotation, cellular component: plasma membrane. NCBI's taxonomy places the organism in Eukaryota, Fungi, Mucoromycota, Mucoromycetes, Mucorales, Mycotyphaceae. The coding region runs from base 99 to 2918 and encodes 939 amino acids. The record is from RefSeq and is a predicted model, not a curated record. Gene Ontology annotation, biological process: Ras protein signal transduction; positive regulation of GTPase activity. The transcript has 4 exons.
AGGCACAGAAAGCUAACUGUAGCUCAAAAGCUGAUGAUGCGGUAAAGAUUUAAUCAAAGCAACUUAAACGCUUCCACGAGAUUCUUAUAUCUAAAUGAAUGUCCUUACGUCAGAUGUGCACAAGAAAAACCGAGAGUAUCAAGGGGAAAGCCACCACGAUGAAUGGAUUUUAUGGCAGCAACCGGAUGAAUAACAGUCCAAAUGCACACAAUAAGAUGUUAUUCGAAGAAAAUAUACCCCGUGACUGGAGAACAAUUGCCACGAAUAUUGCUCGAUCAGUUCAAGACCUUCAAAGAGCUAUCAUAAACACUGAAAAUGCAAAUGAAUUUAGAACAGAAACUUACGCUGUCGUUGAUGCAGUUCGAUACAUGCUGUACUCCUCUCGCUCACUCGACAAAGAUGCCAUACAUCUGCAAGAUCAAGAGGUUAAAGAAUCUUUACGAUUAGUCCUUUCAACUUUAGCCAAACUCAUUUUAUCGGCCAAAGCAGUGAAUGAUAUCAAUACAGAUAAUAUGGAUAAUAAUAAGGUGAAACGUGAUGCAGCUGAUGUUCUCACCGCUACAAGAAAAUUUGUAACUAUAUGUCAAACAAAAAACGUCCAAAUUCAGCAAAUCGAACCCAUAUUAAAAGUAAAUGACAGCGAAUUUGUAGCUGCAAUAGCGCCUCAUGGCAAUAAUAAUGGAGCAAUAGCGAAUAAAAGAGAUAGUGGUACUAUUAUCAACGCAAACAGUAUUCGAGCCAAGCAUCCUUUAAAUCAGGAUUUAGUCGUCAGUUUACAAACUCAUGCAAAACAAAUCGUUGGUUCUACAGAUGCUUUGUGUAAAGCAACGACAUUUCUAUGUCAUUCAAAAGAAGAGCAGCAGGGUCAGUUUCAUGAUGGCAAUAGUAUAUUGUCAACACAUCCUUCAAGUGGUGGGCAAAGUCUAAUUUUGGAGCAAAAGUCUAGGUCCAAUUUUAUCCUUUUAUUUCAAAACUUGACUUCACAGAUCGGGAACUAUUUCACUAUAUUAGAGGAUAUUGACAUCAGUAAUGUAGAUGUGAGUCAGCUCCAUUCUCUGCCUGACUACUAUUGUAACAAGCAGAGGUUGUAUAAUGCAGUUGGGCUACUGUUCAGCGCCAUACAAACAUUAACCGAUACUAAGAAGGACUUAGCGACAGCGGUUGCUUCGGUUGAGCAUAAUAUUGCGAAUGUGGAGAAUACGAUAGAGAUGAUAUUUUCCACUGUAGUGCAAAUGGUAGCUGAAAGAAAAGUUUGGCUAAUGAGAACAGAAGACGGUGGCAUGAGUACCAAUAGCGUUUAUAAUAAGGAUGGAACUGACACUUGCGAUAAUAGUACAAUUACUCCAAACAAUACUUCUUUCAAUGAGGUUACCUCGAUAGCCUCUUCUCCUCACAAUGGACCUCACUAUUUAUCGAUACGUUCUCCCAGCAAAGAAGCGCCAUUACCACAGCAAGUAUCAAUUAACAAUUCUGCACAGCAGAACGAAUCUUUACAGAAACAAACCAGCAUCAAAUUACCUCGUUCUAUAAACAGUUCUAAUAAACGCACUAUUAUCAAUCGACAACUCAGCAAUAACAAUGUAAUGACCAACGGCGCGAGCGAUAAUGCUCAGGCCACGGCUAGGUCACAGUUUUGGUUUUUGGGUUAUGACUACGAUGAGAACGAUAUUGAAUUUACGCAAGACAAGAAUAUUAAGGGUGGAACUUUAGAGGUACUAGUUGAACGGUUGACACUUCAUGAUUAUAUCGAUAUGAGUUUUAUUGCAAAUUUUUUGCUCACUUAUCGAUCUUUUUGCACAACAGAAGAGUUCGUUGCUUUGUUACAGGAGCGCUACAAUUUAGCCCCUCCUGAGAGCUUAACACCCGAUGAAUUAGAAAUAUGGACUGAUAAAAAGCAGAAGUUAGUUAGACUACGUGUCUUCAACGUCAUGAAAAAUUGGUUGGAAAACUAUUACAAUGACGAAGAUGAAUUUAUUCUCGACAAACUCCAGUUUUUUGCGAACACUGUUAUUUGCGAUUCAUCUUCUUUUUCUGCAGAGCAGCUUAACCGGCUCAUUCGAAAGAGAAGAGAGCUAGAGGAGAACACUGGAGGGUUGAAGAAGCUGAUACCAAAUGCAUUGUAUGGUCCUAUGCCUAUCAUGCCGAAAAACUUGCAGCACAUUCAUUUAUUAGACACGGACCCUUUGGAAAUGGCUCGACAGCUAACCAUCUUGGACUUCAAACUAUAUAGCUCAAUUCAACCAAUUGAAUGCUUGGGAAAAGCUUGGUGUAAGGAUGGAUCAACAGCUGUUAAUGUGAAGCAGUCUAUUGAUUACUGUAACCGCUUGACAGCGUGGGUCACAGGAACCAUUUUGAGCAAUAAGGAAGCCAAAAAACGAGUGGUAUUACUGAAAUAUUGGGCUCAAGUUGCCAAUCGUUGUCUUCAGAUGAACAAUUUCAACACGUGCAUGGCCGUACUUUCUGCGUUUGAUAAUAGUGCUGUGGCAAGACUGAAAAAAACAUGGGAGCUAGUCAGCGGUCGUACGAAUCAAGGACUUGCGCAUAUUCGAAAAAUCAUGGGCUCGAAUAAGAAUUUUCAAGAGUAUCGGGAAAUGAUUCACUCAGUGAACCCACCAUGUAUACCUUUUUUGGGCAUUUAUCUUCAGGAUUUAACCUUCAUUGAAGAUGGAAAUCCUGAUAUGUUGAAAAAAUCCAAUAAUUUGAUCAAUUUCGCCAAAAGGCAGAAAGCAGCAGAAGUAAUUCGUGAGAUCAAACAGUUUCAAUCACCACCUUACAAUUUCCAAUAUGUGCCUGAAAUCCAAGUAUAUAUAAAAAUGCAACUCGAAACAAGCAAAGAUAUCGAUUUCCUGUACGAACGUAGCUUGGAACUAGAGCCCAGAAACAAUAAUCCCAUGACAGUAUCAGAUCAUGCAGCAUAAUUUCGAUGAGUGUGCAAAUAUGAUAUGAACAUAACUAAUCAUCCAUUAGACAUCUUUACGGCAAUUACAAUGUAAAAAAUUAUACCUACUUUAGUCUAUUACUUCUUGAUUACACACUUGUUAGACACAAAAAUAUAGCAUUAAAAGCCAACUUUACACAAACUCAUUGUU